Brassica napus (rape) is the source of this 3169-nucleotide messenger RNA. Its product is annotated as putative RING-H2 finger protein ATL12. NCBI's taxonomy places the organism in Eukaryota, Viridiplantae, Streptophyta, Magnoliopsida, Brassicales, Brassicaceae. The record is from RefSeq and is a predicted model, not a curated record. The transcript has a single exon. The coding region runs from base 1812 to 3026 and encodes 404 amino acids.
ACAUAAAUAGUAAAUACUUGCAUUAUAUUCGAGUGAACUAGGGUUGGGCCUUUCGGCUUAAAUAUGGAUUUGGUUUGGUUUGGUUUGUUUGAGUCUACGAAAGCUUUAACAAAAGUCAACCCAAAUUAGUUUGGUUUGAUUUGUGUUCGGUUUGAUUUUGUUUGUCUUUGUUCAGUUCAGCCGAGUUGGUUUUUAGUUUUGUUCUAGUUCGGUUACAAAAAUAUAAUUUAUAAAACAAAUCAUUAUUUGACACUAAUUUUUUCAUAUUUAAACGUAAAGCCAAACAUCACAAUAAAAUGUAGAAGAUAUAAUCUAAUAAUUUUAUAUAUUAUCUUCGAACCUAAUAUAAAUAUCAUAGGUAGCUUUUAGGUUUUGAUAAUAGUGUUUGAGAUUCAUAUUUCUUUAUUUUUUUUGGUUGUUUCUUUUUUAUGAACCAUUAUUUUCUUUUAAUUCUUCGUUUUUAAUCAUUUUCAGCCAAUUCAUUGAUUAAAAAAAGAACGUAUAAUCAAAUCGUUAUCUAAAUAGAAAUUCACACAAAGUAGUGAAACAUAUUUUAUAGACCUUUAACUCAUAUAUACCAGUUAGUAUCUAAUAUGAUGUAUACUAAUAUUUCUUACAUAACAUAAACAAACUAUUAACAUUUCAGUUUGGUUUAAAAUCAAACCAAACUGAAUUAUUUGGGUUGAUAAAAGGUUUAACCAAAUGGUUGAGACAUAAACUUUGGAAUUGGCUGGAUCGGUUUGGUUGGUUUGUUCGGUUGGCUUUUUUGCCCAAUCCCCAAAGUCAACAAUUAAUUUAGAUUUUUUUUCUAUGAGUAAUAGAUUUAAAAUAGAAAAAUAAAAUUUUGGGUGAUUUGACAACUAAAAUCUUAACUUUAAGGAGUAAAAAAUAUGUGGUAAUUUACAUAAACAGAUUAUUUUCUCCACAAGUCAAAUGUCUAGACAUUUAUUUUCACAAAUAUCCAUAUAUAAAGUUCAUAUUCAUUCACCUUCACUUGUAUUCCAACAAUUCCUUAAUUAGUCUUGUGCUUUUUUGUGUUAAUAAUAAUUCUUUAGUUAAUACCCCUGUCCGGGAACGCGCUAGGCGCUAGUCGGACGGUUAGGUUGGGCCUAGCGCCUAAAGAGAAAAUCGAGGAUUAAUCAGAAAUUAUGCGGGGCAGAAUUUUUAGAUGGUUUACUAUGUUAUAGAACAUUUUAAUUUUUAAUUGUGUAUAACAUUAAUACAUUUUCAUGUUUAAGAUUGUAUAAAACACACAAAUAGAAUAUAUAAACUUAAUAUAGUGUAAUUUUCAUUAAAAUUAUGAAUAUAAAUGAUAUUUAUAAAAUUUUAAAUCAAAUAAACAAAUAAAAAUAUUAUUAAAAAAAAAUAGAUUAGACGGCCGCUUAGACGGCUAGGCGGUCAUUUAGGCGGCCGCCUAGAACAUGGGUUAAUACUUAAUCACCGGCCAGAACCAAUGCUUUUGAGAGACAUUUUUUUUCUUACAACGAACGAAAUUUAUUAUUCAGACUUGAGGUGAUAUGGGUAAACAUACCGGAACAGAACAACAACCAAUAAAACAAACUUUUCAGAGAUAUCAUAUAAGUAACAUAUAGUAUAUCACAUUUUAACUUAUUACACAUAUUCUUUACCUUUUAAUGAAUACCACCGUAUAAUUCAUGCCUCAAUGACAUCAAUAGUGAUGUCACGUUGAUAAUAGAUUAAUAAUUGGGUCUAAAUCAAAACAUGUUUGUCAUUAUCUCUCUCUCUCUCUCUCAAUUUGUAGAUUGAAUAAAACCAAAACUUCAAGAAAACGACUUUUGAGUUCUCAAACGAUGAAUCCACCAAAAGCAAUCUCCACGCUCUUCUUCUCCAUCUUCUUCUUCUUAGAUUAUGUCUCUGCUCAAUCUCCUCCUCCUCCUCCUUUUCUGUACGCAGCCAACGGCCUCUUUCAGCCAAGUUUAGCCAUCAUCACGGGAGUGUUCUCCAUCGUCUUCACACUCACCUUCGUUCUCCUCAUCUACGCCAAAUGCUUCCACAACGAUCUCAGAUCGGAGACCUACGAAGACGGAGAGAUACGACGACUAGAUCGUCUAUGGCAAGGACUCUUCAGCCAAUCUUCUCGAUUAUCAGGUCUCGACAAAACAGCAAUCGAGUCUCUUCCCUUUUUCAGAUUCUCUGCUUUGAAAGGAUCGAAACAAGGUCUCGAAUGUUCUGUUUGUUUGUCUAAAUUCGAAGAUGUUGAGAUACUUAGGCUUCUGCCUAAAUGCAAACACGCUUUUCAUAUUGAGUGUAUUGAUGAGUGGCUUGAGCAGCACGCUACGUGUCCUUUGUGUAGAAACAGAGUCUCCAUUGAGGACGAGCUCUCUGUUUUUGGUGGUGGUAGUAACAAUAGUAUGAGAAUCAUGAGUCAGUUAUCUGAGUCUAGAGAGGAAGAAUCGAGCAUGGAGGUUUACGUCGAACGCGAAGAAGGAAUCAGAGACGGGUCUUCGAGAUACAGCAGCUUCCGGAAGAUACUCAACUUUGGUAAAAACGAUAACUCGUUGUCGCUUGUGGAACAAGGUAACGAGAAAUGUCUGCACAAGUUCAAUCACAGGAUUGUUGUUUCAGAUGCUGUGUUUAAGAACCGUUGGAGUAAUGUGACUCCAGCUGAUUUGACCUUUUUGACAUCGAACAUGUUGAGUUCGACGUCAAGCGACAGAUUCUCGUCCAUUGAUCGAGUGCAGAGAGGUGACUUGCGUGACAAGGAAGAGAUUGAUAUGAAGAAAAUGGUUGAUAACAAAGAUUCUACUAGAAGAUCGGUUUCUGAGAUCACGGCUGUUCCUAGACUCAGCGUUGUUACUACAGCGGCUAGAGAAAACGCGGUUGGUGGAAGCAACAGCGGUUUGGACGCUUCUACAGCUUCCACAUCGAGAAGUGAUGUGAUUGCUGCGAUGGAGGAAAGAAGACGAAGGAUGUGGUUGCCGAUUGCUAGAAAAACAGCACAGUGGUUUGUUAACAGAGAGAAAAAGAAUGAACUAAAAACGACAGGACAAGAUCUUAACGUUUAGUUUUCUUUUAAAGGUCGUUGACAGUUUGAAGUUAUUUUUACAGAGAUAAUUAAGCGUGCUGAAUAAGAUUAGACUAAAUGCUUGGUGUUUAUGACUUUGUUGUACAUACAUUGUGGAUUGAUUAUGAAGAACGUUUUGGCCAA